GAAACAAAUUCAACCAAAGUAUUCAUCCAUAUAAAUAAUAUUUGGAGUGUGAGCAAUGCAACACCAAUGGAUAUUAAAGGGUGUUCAAUUCGCCGUGCGAUUAACUAUUCUGUUAGGGUAUAUCUGUUUAGCCAGGAACAAUUACGGAACCGUAUCAGUGGUAGGGCCAGCGUUUGUGAACAGAGAGGUUACACUGAAAGCAACACCGUUCUACCCUUGGGAGUGUGAAGUAGAAUGGAAAUUCCGAAUAGAAGGCAGCACACAAUUUCAAACAAUGAAAGGGGUACAUGUUAAAAUAUAUUAUGAGGACGGUUCAUUCUCUUUGAAAUGGAACGCGUCUGUUGAAUACAACAGAUCUGAGAUCUACGCCAGAUGUUCAACAAAUGCAACAAUAAGAUCAAGCUUAAUAUUUUUAAAUAUGAAAGAAAUUGUUGGACAAUGUGGAGCCCUCGUGAUUCUAAACCCGGUUGUACGCGGCGCGGACGUAAAGCUUGGAUUUUUUCCGUCUGACUAUUCUCUACGGCAUAAACCAUGCACUAGACGAACAUGGAAGAAAAAUGUUCAUGAAAUAUGGUUUCGAGAAGGUUCUUACGAAGAGAAAAUGAUCUCUGAAUAUUUACUGAAAAUGGAACAGAACCUGUACAAGUGGCACUUUUACUGGGACAGGAUUUAUUUGUUCUUGCUAAAAGCGAAAAGAACAAUGGGUCUUACGUAUUCAGUAAGGUUCAUCAACAAAUGGCUGGACUGUUGA
Messenger RNA from Mya arenaria, 751 nucleotides. RefSeq lists its product as uncharacterized. The transcript is spliced from 4 exons. Lineage: Eukaryota; Metazoa; Mollusca; Bivalvia; Myida; Myidae. The record is from RefSeq and is a predicted model, not a curated record. Bases 56 to 751 code for a protein of 231 amino acids.